AUGGCGCCCAAACGCGGACAAUCGAUCGAGCGCACCGACGAGCACAAUGAGUUCAUGAAGAAAUUGGAAGAGUAUCAUGCAAAGCGCGGUACCCUCCUCGAUGCAGAACCCAAAGUCGGCAUCCGCCACGUGGACCUAUUCAAACUCUACAAUCGCGUCGUUGAAGAAGGUGGCUAUGAUCUCUGCUCGGACACCAAGGCAAAACCGUUGAUGUGGAGGAGGCUGGCUGAAGAAUUCAUCGGCAAGAAUCAGUACACAGCGGCACAGGCUUUCCAGAUCAAGAACGUCUACUAUAAGAAUUUGUGCGCGUACGAGAUCAGCACCCAUUGGAAACAAGAGCCUCCGCCGAAGGAGAUACUGGAGGACGUGACUGCAAAGGGCGGAAACGUAAUGACCAGAACCUUGGAAAACUUCGAAAGGCCGAAGCCGCGCGAAGAGCUGAACGGUGAUGGGAGUGAUGCCAGUCCGGAGCAGAAAACACCAAAAGAAGUCAAGCCGGAAAUCAUGGAUGAGCCUGGGAGCGCGACCGGUCGGUCUACGAGAGGACUACGGCAGCAGCCACCACAGCGCGUCCUUUUUCAGCCUGAAGUGGGCUCGAGUCGGCAGCCCAGAGGGCAGAAUCACGUCUCGCACAACUCGCCGACUCCAGGUGCCAUGAAUGGAGUUGUCAAUGCUUCAUCUUUGACCAACGUCACGUCGUCGACCCUUGCUUCUUACGAGCCUUCGCAGGUAUACCCAUUAUCACUGAAGCCUGUUAUCACACCUGCCAACAAUCCUGAAUUCUACCGCAAUGAGAGAAAGAGAAAGCUGGAAGCCACUGCAGGACCAUUGGCGAAGAAGUACAAGAAUAUCAUGCUUCCCGGUACUGGGUUCAUCGGACCCAACAUCUAUGUACGCGCUCAGCUGGCUUUGCAGAGCGGCAUCCCAGAUGAGGAGCAGUACGCGCUGCAUCAUUUGGUCAAAAUCAGUCAUGAACGUGGCGACAAAUACCGCUUCGACCAAUUUCCCGGUCUUGCAGACGCGCUUGUGAAAAAGGGCUUGCAGGUGACUAGUCUCUUCUACGAUAUCGAUUGGGACGUCAUGUAUGACGAAGAAUUCUUUGCAGGGGACGACGAGACGCUCAAUGGCUUAGACGGAACGCCCGACAUUCUUCAAAAGCUCAAAUCACGUAUUCCGAUCAUAUGCGACGACUCAGUUCUCGACUCCGAGUUCAUCGCGCAGAUGAAUCGCAUUACAGAAUCAGCACUCGUCAUGCGGAACAUGGCCUUGCAGGAAGAGAAUGCUGCGUACCUGUCGAGAUUACCGUUGGUCCAGGAUCUGAUUGCAGUCGUUCUGAAUCUCCCAGAACAUGCGAGCAUUACCGAAAUGCGACAUUAUGUUCUGGAUGUCGCCGAGCAGGUGCUCAAAUACAUUGAUAUUGGCUCUCAGGACGCCGCGUACCAGGGUCUGCUGCAGCAAGUACUUUGUUCUGAUCGUGGCUCGAUCGCUGCAGCAUUAAGGACGCUUAGCAGAAUAGCAAUGACACAUCCAGCCCCUAAACGGCUCGAUGAUGUUCCGGUGGCAGUUCUUCGUGCCACCCAGCAAUAUCUAUUGAUCGACGAUGAGGAGCUCAGAUCUGCAGCUCUAGAUUUCCUCGGACAAUUCACGUCCAUCAGCGACAAUGUAGAGAUCCUCCUCCGUGCUGUGGAUGCCGAAGCGCUCGGCCGUCAACUCAGUCGACUGAUAUUGUUCAACGCAAAAGAGCAUAGGGAACAGCGAGCACCAAGACGUCGAGACGUGGAGGACACCAUUCCACCAGUGCCGCGUCUUUCCAAGAACUUGGUGGAGAGUCUCCUCAAGCUGGAGGAGCCUGAGCGAUCCUCGGAAUGGCUCAGAAUGUGCUUCGUGGCGGACUCAAACGCGGAAAUGACCCAAAUCUCUCUAUGGCAAGCAUAUCAAGGCACUUUCGCGCCUUACCACGCAACACAUCCGCAUCUCAUCGCAGGAGAUUUCAUCAAGAAUGUCAGCACCACGUUCCCGGGAGCUACUGCGCAGGUCGCUGGGUCAAACAAGUAUGUGAUCAAAGGUAUCAGAUCACGAAAAGUGCCUGUGGACACUGGCAUACUUGCAGGAUCCAAGGGCACGGAUAAAGGCAAAGAACUGCUUCGAUGUCAUUGGAAGAUGACCAUCCCUGUGGAAGGCACCAGGGAUCCUGUGACGGGCCUCACUUCAACUCCUACAACACGGGAAGCCGAAUGCGCAGAGUGGUUCAGAUCUGGUGAUGACAUACUUCGGCAUAUUUUGACGCAUCACUUGCAGAUUCCGAGAAAGGAUGUCACUGGCAACACCGAGAAAAUGGACACUACGUACCAAUGCCGCUGGGCAGACUGUCAGCGGUUGUCUACGGAAUUCAGUAGCGGCGACACAUCCCGUACCCAGCUGUUUGCACGACAUGUUGAGACGCAUUUACCCGAUUCGGAUUCCUCCAGAACAAGACAUAACCUGAAGCCGGACGCUGUGCCCACCCAGAGUGACUACGGCAUCACCAGACUAUCGCUUCUCGAGGAUGAGAAGGGAGAUGCAGCUGGUGUUCCGCUUAGAGCUGCCCUUGUCUUGCGAAACAUGGCUCGCUUCAUGCCGAAGGACCUGGCGCCAGCGCAGUCGCUCAACGCUGUGAAGAGAGGCGAGAAGAAGGAGGAGAUCACGGACGUCGUGACCAAGGUGUUUGACAGCGAAGUGAGGGAACGGCUCUUCUACGCGAUGUCUCAUAGCAAGACGAUAAGAGACUACAUUGGUGCGGUAUUUAGAGCUGUCAAGCAGAGCAGCACCUGA
This is a messenger RNA of Pseudocercospora fijiensis CIRAD86, 2811 nucleotides long. RefSeq lists its product as uncharacterized. Bases 1 to 2811 code for a protein of 936 amino acids. Gene Ontology annotation, biological process: regulation of DNA-templated transcription. The transcript is spliced from 3 exons. Gene Ontology annotation, molecular function: DNA binding. Lineage: Eukaryota; Fungi; Ascomycota; Dothideomycetes; Mycosphaerellales; Mycosphaerellaceae. The record is from RefSeq and is a predicted model, not a curated record.